Linepithema humile (Argentine ant) is the source of this 534-nucleotide messenger RNA. RefSeq lists its product as uncharacterized. The record is from RefSeq and is a predicted model, not a curated record. NCBI's taxonomy places the organism in Eukaryota, Metazoa, Arthropoda, Insecta, Hymenoptera, Formicidae.
AUGGCUAACUCGUGGAACAUCCUCGAUGAGAUCGAGAUCUUGCUGGCCGACGAGCCAGCACCGAAACCAGCGCCGAAGCCUGCUCCGAAGCCGUCACCACCGGCACGCGUGAUCCCCAAGGUGGGGACCACGAUCCAGCGAUCCGACCGGCAGCAGCAGAGGAAGGCUGCUUUCUUGGCCUCGCCACCGCCGCCACCACCCAAGGGGCGGAAACGAGAGCCACCAGACCCCGCGUGCACCAUCACGCACACGGCGCCGCAGGAACGUAGGCCGACCAGACCGGCGGCCAUGCCGACCACCGCACCGCCGGGACCAGCCGUUACCAGCAGACGGCCAUCUUGGGCCGUUGAAACUCGGCCGUCAACGGCCGCCGCCGCACCGCCGACAUCACCAGCCGCCGCACGACGGCCGCUACCAGCCGCUGCACGGCCGCCACCAGCCGUAGCACGGCCGCCACCAGCAACUACCAGGCCACCGCCAGCAGCUACCAGGCCACCACCAGCCGCCGCACCACCUGCGCCACCAGCAGGAAGG